CCCCGCGUCCCAGUCUCCCGGCCCGCGCCCCGGCCCCCGGCCCGCGCCCCGGCCGCCAGCAUGGUGCUGCUGGCCGGGCCCGGGCCGGAGGGCGGCGGGGCGCGCCGCGUGUCCCCGCAGCCUUCUCUACCUCGGGACACGCAGGCCAGCGAGGAUCCCGCUGACUACGAGGAGUACGAGGACUUCUCACAUCUGCCCGACGCCCGCAGCAUCGCUUCGGACGACUCCUUCUACCCUCUCGGAGGCGAGGAGGAGCACGGUGCCGGGAGCGCGGAGAGCGUCCCGGAGGGCGUCCCGGAGGCGGUGACCCUCUUGCGUGCCGCCUGCGCCAACGACGUGGGGCUGCUGAGGGCGCUGGUGCGCCAGGGGCCGCGCGUUGAGGAGGUUCGGGAGACUGAUCGCAACGGCCGGACCGGCCUUAUUGUCGCCUGCUACCACGGCUUUGUGGAUACCGUGGUGGUCUUAGCCGAGUGCCCCCACAUUGACGUCAACUGGCAGGACAACGAGGGGAACACGGCCCUAAUCACAGCUGCACAGGCAGGGCACGCCACCAUCACCAACUACUUGUUGAACUACUUCCCUGGUCUUGACCUUGAAAGGAGGAACAUAUUCGGGUUCACGGCCCUGAUGAAAGCUGCCAUGCAGGGCCGGACAGAGUGCAUCCGGGCCCUGAUGCUAGCAGGGGCAGAUGUCCAUGCCAGAGACCCCCGCCGCGGGAUGUCGCCUCAGGAGUGGGCCGCUUACACCGGCCGGUUGGAAGCCGUUUGCCUCAUCCAGAGGCUGCUGGAACGACCCUGCCCAGAGCAGUUUGGGGAAAAGUACAAGCCAGAGCUGCCACCGGCCCCCGAUACGGUUCUGAAGACCACAGGCUCCAAAACCUGCUUGCAGCGGCUCACUGAGUUUGUGCGGUCCAUGCUGGCCUCCCGCCCGCGCCCAGGCCUGGAGGAUGGAGGGGCCCUGGACCACAUGGUCCGGAUGACCACGAGCCUCUACAGCCCUGCCGUGGCCAUCGUCUGCCAGACCGUGUGCCCCGAGAGCCCCCCCUGCGUGGGGAAGAGGCGGCUGGCGGUACAGGAAAUCCUGGAGGCUCGCGGGAGGCCAGACACGCGUGCCCAGGAGAGGGACAAGGUGGGAGGCACUGAGCAGCAAUCCCGGACAUCCCAAACUGGGGUGCUCUCCACAGCGGGGGCCCCUGGAGCCAGCCUGCCGUCUCCCCAGCUGCCAGGUGCCCCGAGGAAGGCCAGCCUCCUGCCGCUGCUGAGGAGGAGCAGCGUGCGGCCCGGCGUGGUCAUCCCCCGAGUGCGCAUCAGCAAGGCGCCCGCGCCCACCUUCCAGCCCGAGCGGGCGGCCGCCAAGGGCAGCACCAAGGACAGCGCCCAUCUGCAGCUCCCCAAGUGGCGGUACAAGGAGGCCAAGGAGGAGAGGCGGAGGGCGGAGGAGGCGGGGAAGCAGCGCGAGGCCGCGGCGCCCAGGGAGAGGCGGGCGCCGCCCUGGAGGAAAAGGACGUGAGGGAAGCGCAGGCACGUGCGGUUCGGGGAGUGGCCCGGGCCCUGCGCACGCGCGCUUGGAGCCCAGAGGCGGGGCCAGGCCGCGCACCCCUCCUCCCCUGCGCCAUUCGGCACCCCCAUCCGGCUCCCCCGGGGCUCCCAAGGCAGCUCACGCGUGUUCAGGCUGUUCAGAACCCCAGGGGAUGCAGCACAGCACAAAUCGAUUUGCCUGAGACCAGUUCCCCAGCAAUCAAUACACCCAGGGGGCAAUUUGCCAAAAAGUCUACUGUUAGACCUCAAUUAAGAAACUUUUAAGAUCAAUUUAUCAAAGGGCAUUUUCUGUAUAAUUUUGUAUUUUUAAUCAUAAACAUGUGCAGCAUUUUACUGGUGAUGGGGCUCUUUGUAUUUAAGAGUUUUAAUACAUUUGUCUGAAAACCCUUUGUUUAAAAUACUGUUUCUAGCAAUAAUUAUUCUUGGAAUCUCUAUGAUUUCAUACAGCAUUUGUGGACUUCUCGCCUUCCUCAUUGUGGGUGUGCAUAAGUAUGGUGUGUUCUGAUCGGUUUGAUUAAGUGAUGCCGAAUAUUUGUGUCUGUGUGAUGGAAGCAUUUACUUUUACUCCCAAAUGAUUGAGACAAGGGAAUCAAAUUUCCUUGUAUCUUUAUUUCUAAAUCUCUCUGAUCCAUAUAGUCAUAAUAACAGAAAAACCUGGCACUGUGAAGCCAUGUGCAUAGAGAAGCACAUAUUUAUUGCUAGAACUAAUCUCAUUUUAAACAAGGGAUUUUAAUAAACUGGAUACAAAGUAUUUAGCAUAUUCAAAAAUAGACAG
Molecule: messenger RNA, 2313 nt
Organism: Manis javanica (Malayan pangolin)
Lineage: Eukaryota; Metazoa; Chordata; Mammalia; Pholidota; Manidae
Gene: ANKRD33B
Product: ankyrin repeat domain 33B
Molecular function (GO): protein binding
Source: RefSeq, a predicted model, not a curated record